AGGGGGCCCACUAAAACCACCCCCAGGGCAGAAGGCCUUUCAUAGCCUCAUACGGUGGAGACUGACUGGACCUGCCUGUGUCCACUGGUUUUCACGUUGGCACUACACACAUCACACCUCACCUCGGUCCUCAGAUGUGUCCCUGGUCCCUUGUCACAGGUACUGGACAUUGCAUAUCAUUACACCUGCUGAGGCCGCCUUGGCCCUCACUCUGCGUCUACUCUGCGUCUUGCCGUCUAUAUAAAGGGUGCCCUGAUCCUGGAUUCACAGCACCCGUUGCGGCACGGGUGAAGUGCCCUGACCUUCUUAAUGGGUCAUGAAACCGGUCAUUUUGGGAACUGGCGCUGCUGGGGUUGGCCACAGGAGGGGAAGGCUUUCCUGGGCUCUAGUCUCCUCUCUUCACCUUUGUCAUAUUUACGCAACAAUGAAGGGAGGUGCCCGGGAGGCGGGGGCGUUUAAACGCUAAGUGCCACCAGGUGUUUUAAAGGCAGAGCGGGGCGCCCGCGAGCGCCACCUUAAUCCGAGAACCUAGUAUCUGCUGUGAACCGCUGGCUCCGGCUACAGCACUGAUGUCCGAUCUUACCAAAAAGAUUCCGACUUAACAUGGGUCGGAUGCCCACUCACUCGGUCCCCGCCUUGGGGACCCACCCGGCUUACUGCGCCUGCGCUCGCCGCGACCGACCUCCAGUCCCAGCAGACCGCGCGGCCGCGGUGACGAGAGAAUCCUAGGAGGAGCUACGGCCGCCGUGGGCGGGGCUAGCAGGCGGUCGGCCGCCGUGGGAGGAGCGUCACAGGAACUGGAGGGGGCUGUGGGCGGGGUUCGGGGGGGCAGUCAAGUGCCGUGGGCGAGGCUAGCAGGGAGGUCGGACGCCGUGGGCGGGGCGUGCUGGGAGGAACAGGAGGCAGCUGUGGGCGGGGCUAGCCCUGCGACCUGGGCGGAACAGGGGGCAGCUGUGGGCGGGGCUUCUGGGAGGAGCGGGAGCACUCUGUGGGCGGGGCUACCGGGGGGCCGUUGGGUGCCGUGGGCGGGGCGGUCUAGGCGGAAGAGGAGGCAGCUGUGGGCCGGGCUAGUGGGGUGGUCUGGCGCCCUGGGCAGGCGGGCUGGAUUUUGGUCCUUCCCAGUUGCGGGGGAAGCGCGGGGCAGGUCCCGCACUGAGCGCCAUGGCCCAGCCGCCGCCCGACGUCAGUGAGGACAAGUGUCUCCCUGAGUACCGCUACCUCUUCUGCCCCGACCUGCUCCGGGACAAAGUGGCCUUCAUCACAGGUGGUGGCUCUGGGAUCGGGUUCCGGAUUGCUGAGAUUUUUAUGCGGCAUGGCUGCCACACAAUCAUCGCCAGCAGAAGCCUUCCAAGAGUGUCAAAGUCUGCCACAAAGCUGGCUGCUGCCACUGGCCAGCGGUGCCUCCCUCUAUCUCUGGACGUUCGAGCCAUCCCAGCCAUCACAGCCGCCGUGGACCAGGCACUGAAGGAGUUUGGGAAAAUCGACAUUCUCGUUAACUGUGCAGCUGGAAACUUCCUGUGCCCUGCCAGCGCAUUGUCCUUCAAUGCCUUCAAGACCGUGAUGGACAUCGACACCUUGGGCACCUUCAACACAUGUCGUGUACUUUAUGAGAAGUUCUUCAGGGACCAUGGAGGCGUGAUCGUGAACAUCACCGCGACCCUGGGUACCCGGGGGCAGGUGCUUCAAGUGCAUGCAGGCUCUGCCAAGGCAGCUGUGGAUGCAAUGACAAGGCACUUGGCUGUGGAGUGGGGUCCCCAGAACAUCCGUGUCAACAGCCUCGCCCCUGGCCCCAUCAGUGGUACAGAGGGGUUCCGGCGGCUGGGUGGCCCCCAGGCCAGUGUCAGCGCAAAGACUCUGGCCAUCCCCCUGCAGAGGGUGGGCAACAAGACAGAGGUCGCCCACAGUGCACUGUACCUGGCCAGCCCUUUGGCUUCCUACGUGACAGGCGCCGUGCUGGUGGUUGACGGCGGGGCAUGGCUGACAUACCCCAAUGACAUCAAGUUGCUGGGAGAUUUCGCAUCGUCUGCUAAGCUCUAGGUGAUGUGCUGCUCUCGCCUUCUGGUGGUCCCCUCUGUCCUUGGGCCCCUUCCUGAAACCCCCAUCCAGUGGGCUGGUGUUCACUGUUUUGGGCCCCGAUGUGUCUCCCCUGAAUCCCUUGGGUGUAUUUUUAGACAUGUUUUGGGCACUUUUGGGUUUUGACUACCCCAACAGAUCAAACCAGAGUAAGGCAAGGCUGAGGAGGGGUCUUGAACAGAUGGGUCGUGCUGGGAGGGGGCCCAGCCCAAUGUAGCUGCACCCCAGACCUCAGGGCCUCCUGCAAAUCAGGACAGGCAUGGCUUGCCUGCAGCGGGUGGGAACCCCUCUCUUUGGGAGCUCUACUGGGUGACUGUCUCUGGAGGCCUGAGGGCCUGCUGGGCCCGUGGGGGCAGAGGGAGGAUGCCAUUGCUCUCCGCCUUCCGCUUGUCUCCCUCUAGUCCUGGUGCCGGGCCGGCCUGCGAGGCCUGCACACCCACUUCUCUGAGUAUCAGAUUCCUCUGAAGAAGGCUGAGGAGGUGCUUGGGCCUCUGAGCUCCUCUGUGCCCCAAGCCUCUUGGGUCCCCAUUGUGGGCUGGUGGCAGAAACGCUCUAGGGCCGUGGCUGGCUCCCAUCCCGCGUCUGAGGGGUGGGUGUGGUGGAGGGACGUUCCAGGAGCUCACAGCCUGUGGUCACACCAUGAAGCCGAGGUGGGAGCCGGUUUCCACAGUGACCGCCAUCCUGCCUGGAGGUGGGUUUGUUGGUGGACACAGGUGAUGCUGAGAAGCGCCUCUUCUGAAGGCCUCUGUGGUUUGGUUGCAGGCAGACACGUUCUCAGGGCCCAUGGCAUGUGGGCGGCCAGGCAGCGGGAGGGUGUGGGCCCCAGGCCAGCUCCCCAGUCACUAGGAUGAGGAACGCUCAUCUUUGGGAGCUCUGGGAGGUUGCAGAAGGGGCUCAUGGUGUCCGCCCCCCGACCCAAGAUGCACCGGGCCUGGCUGCCUGCUGCCCUCUAUGGGCGCUGAUGUGGACCUGCAGCAUUCCUCCUACCCGAGUCUGGCCACUCAGGGCUGAUGCCCAGGGCGUGUGCAGGAGGCAGAAGCUUGUGCCCCUCAGCUUUCCCCGGUGACCUUGGCAUCUGCUGGAGUUCUGACAGGCACUGGAUGGCUGAAGUCAGGGAGCUGUUCCGAAGGGACGCUGGUCCACAGUCCCUCUGGGACUUCUGGGAUGCUUCCUGCGGCGCUCCUCCCAGGACUGCCUCCCACCACCAAACCGGACAAUCUCAGCAGGAUCCGAACCAGAGACUGGCCCCUCCUCCAGGAACUGUGCUGUGUCCACAUCCCUCCCCAUGGCCCCGCCUCCCAUGCUCAGGUGGGAGUGACCAGGCAGUGAGGCCACCUGCUCACUUGCCUACACCCCAUGGAUGUCUGCCAGGGGGCCUCUGACAUUCUGGAGCUCCCUCGGGAGUGGACCUGGGAUCCGACCUGGGGUCUGCGGCUGUUCCCCCGUCGGCCCUGCCUCAUCCCAGCCUGGGGGGCCUUUGUGGUCUUCCGGCCUGUGUCCCCUGCAUGCCGAGGUGGCUGCACUGCCUGGCUAUAGAAAGCAGGGCAUUUCAGGCUCCCGUCUUCCCUUCCUUGUUCCUCUGCUUGGGGAUCUUACUCCACAGGGGGAUGCCAGACCAGGGAGGCUAGAGAAGCAUGUUUGAUCCCUCCCACCCCAGGCCUGGGUGUUGGGCUGCAGAUGGGACCCUCUGGCUGGGGCACACCCAUCCCUCUCAGCCGUUGGCGACAUGCACUGGGUUGUCCCCCACCUCCCCUGGAGUCUGUCCUUUGUGGGGACAUCCCAGUGGACUUCGUCCUGUGCCACUCAGGGCCUGACUUUCUAGGCCCUCCAGUGGGCCAUUGUCAUCACCAGCACCCUCUCAUAGGCCCAGAGGGGUCAGAAAAUUCUGCGUCUCAUUUGUUCCUUCGAUGAUCACUCUUUGACAUUCAUGCCAGGACCUAAGGAAGCCACUUGGACCCUGGGAUUUGUUUUCUGUGCUGUUCGUUAGAGACUCUGAGAUGGCCUUGUAUGGGAGGUGCUCAGAGCUGUUGUCGGGCUGGGCACACGGCCCCUCCUCCCUGUCUGUACCACCGUUUACAAAAGCGGAGGUCCUCGCGUUUUGCCAAUAAAUGCAUUUCCCUAAAAAAA
Ailuropoda melanoleuca (giant panda) is the source of this 4200-nucleotide messenger RNA. RefSeq names its product 2,4-dienoyl-CoA reductase 2 (gene DECR2). The record is from RefSeq and is a predicted model, not a curated record. Bases 1162 to 2037 code for a protein of 291 amino acids. Gene Ontology annotation, cellular component: peroxisome. The transcript has 8 exons. Gene Ontology annotation, biological process: fatty acid catabolic process. NCBI's taxonomy places the organism in Eukaryota, Metazoa, Chordata, Mammalia, Carnivora, Ursidae. Gene Ontology annotation, molecular function: 2,4-dienoyl-CoA reductase (NADPH) activity.